Messenger RNA from Ornithodoros turicata, 697 nucleotides. RefSeq names its product sentrin-specific protease 8-like. Gene Ontology annotation, molecular function: deNEDDylase activity; cysteine-type peptidase activity. The record is from RefSeq and is a predicted model, not a curated record. The transcript has a single exon. Lineage: Eukaryota; Metazoa; Arthropoda; Arachnida; Ixodida; Argasidae. Bases 37 to 684 code for a protein of 215 amino acids. Gene Ontology annotation, biological process: proteolysis; protein deneddylation.
GGCGCCACGUUUCAGUAGUAUACAAACAAGCUGUCAAUGGCGUCGUUUGGUGAGAAGAUUCUCAGUUACCACGACGUUCUUCUUCGAGAAUCGGAUGUUGAACUACUUGACGGACCCUACUGGCUCAACGAUGCUAUCAUAACAUUUUGGAUGCAGUUCAUGGAACACGAACUCUACCAGCAGCAUUCACCCUCUGUUGCUUUCGUAACUCCUGAUGUGGUCCAUUUCGUCAAAUCAAGUUCAGGAAGCGAUCUCGCUGAAGAGCUCAAGUCGCUAGAGCUUCAAAAGAAGGACGUUGUUCUGUUGCCCGUCAAUGAUUGUGCCUGUUUAGAUUCGCCAGGGGGUUGUCACUGGAGUUUGCUCGUUUACUCGAGAAAAGAUGGCAAAUUCGCACAUUACGAUUCAAGUAAAGGAACGAAUUUAGAGCACGCACAGCGCGUUGCAAAGGCGUUGUUGCCGGUGUUAAACGCAGAAGUAAUUGAUUUGGUCGAAGUACAAUGCCCACAGCAGAAGAAUUCCUACGAUUGCGGUGUUCACGUGAUCUACAAUUUGGACAGAGUGUGCCAAAAAUACAUGGAAGACUGCCAGGACAAUACUCAUCGUCUCGCCUUGAAGAACGACAUGGAACAAAAUCGACACAUCUUAAAGCGGCUUGUGCUAGAAUUGGCCCAGAAAAGUAAAUAAAGAUUUGUGUUUU